Colletotrichum navitas is the source of this 1694-nucleotide messenger RNA. Its product is annotated as general alpha-glucoside permease. The record is from RefSeq and is a predicted model, not a curated record. The coding region runs from base 138 to 1619 and encodes 493 amino acids. NCBI's taxonomy places the organism in Eukaryota, Fungi, Ascomycota, Sordariomycetes, Glomerellales, Glomerellaceae. The transcript has 4 exons. Gene Ontology annotation, molecular function: sucrose:proton symporter activity. Gene Ontology annotation, biological process: transmembrane transport. Gene Ontology annotation, cellular component: plasma membrane.
AGACCUCCCUGUCUUUUUCUGCAUCUAGAACGGAGCGAUCGGGUAACAACACUGGUUCAAGACCGGCUCCUCAAAGUAAACAAUUCUCUUGCUCCAAAACAGAGUCAUUCUUAUCAUCAGUAGCAGCCAGUCCAGCAAUGGCUGCACCUACAGAGGAACCAUGCCUUACACCAACAGAAAGCCGCCCCUCCGAAGAACAUGAACAACUCUUAUUCGAGCUCGAGAACGACCUCGAACCGCACCCAGUACUAUCCACACGUCGUCUUCUUCUCUUAACAUGUCCCAGCCUCGGGCUCCAAGUCUGCUGGUUUCUACUACAAUCAAGUGUCACCCCCUACAUCCGCUCCCUCGGGCUAAGCCCCUCUCUCAUUGCCUUGAUCUGGGGCCUAGGCCCUAUCUUUGGGGCCUUCGUUCAGCCCAUCGUUGGCCAGCUGAGUGACGAGCUCCACCACCCACUCGGCCGCCGGAAGCCCGUCAUGGUGGUCGGCGCUCUCAGCACCGUCAUCUCCAUUCUGCUAAUGACCUGCGCCUCCGACCUCACCGCGCCGUUCACCGACACAUCGGCCGCAAGACCCUGGCAGCCGCUUGCACUGGCCGUUGUCUGUCUGGUGAUCACUUUGUUGGGGUUAACCGCCUAUUCCGUUGGCGUCCGCGCUAUCGUUGUCGACAUCUGCCCGCAAUCCCAACAAUCCGUCGCUGCCGCCUGGUCCAUGCGCUGGAACGUUCUCGGGUCUGCCGCUCUCUCCGUUGUGGGCUUCGUCUCUACCAUGCAAUCCUCUGAAGCUGACCCUGUGGUCACGUUCCGCACGCUGGCGUGCGUCGCGUUCAUCUUCUCUACCGUUACUGUCGGGCUGGUCUGUCGAUUCGUGCCGCACGAUGCCACGCAACCUCUACAGCAGCCCAAAUCCGGGUCCAGCAUCCAGCGGGUCUGCGCCAUGCGUCUGCCAGGUGAGCUGGCCCAACGCUGGCGGCGACUGCCGCCGCUGACGGGGAGAGUUUGCGGUGUGCAGCUGGUUGCCUGGCUUGGCUGGUUUCCCGUGUUGUAUUACAUGUCUACAUACGCAUACGAAACAGCACUAUCUGAAUUCCUUCAAACUCCUGGCCUUGAGGCUUCAUCCCUAGAGAGCCGAGCAAAAUCCUACUCUCUCUACGCAUCCCUCUCUUACUCCACGGGAACCCUCCUGUCUACCCUUCUCCUGACAUUUGUCUCCCACAUCCUCGUUUUACUCCACCCCGGCAACCUACCACACCUUUGGUUGCUAUCCCAACUUCUCGCAACGAUCUCUCUCCUCCUGACGAUUCCCUUUCAAACUUCCACAGCCUCUCUCGUCCUCCUCUUCCUCAUCGGCGCAACCCAGGCCGUGACGAUGUGGGUUCCGUUCGCGCUAAUCAACACCGAGCUUGCCGAGAUACCUAUUGGCGUGGCGGGUGUUCAGGGGCUGCACAAUAUGGCCAUUUCGCUCCCGCAGAUCAUCAGCUCACUGCUUUGCUCAGCAGUCCUGGCGGGGUUGGACUUGCUUCGGGUUGGAGGGAACGUGGUAUGGUUGUUGAGGCUUGCAGCAGUGCCAAUUGCCUGGUCAGCGUGGUUAAUUUGGCAGUCCAUUAAAGCUAUCGCGUAAGGCUUAAUUCUUUAUUAAGGACAUAAGUUGUUCUGCUUAUCUCUAGUGGCUUUCAUUUCUCAGCGUGUAUGAAGC